GGCGGCGGCGGCGUGGGCAUGGAGGCCCUGCGCGUCCUGGAGCUGUACAGCGGCAUUGGAGGCAUGCACCAGGCGCUGAGAGAAAGCUGUAUACCUGCACAAGUGGUGGCUGCCAUUGAUGUAAACACUGUCGCUAAUGAAGUAUACAAGUAUAAUUUUCCUCACACGCAGUUACUGGCCAAGACAAUCGAAGGCAUUACGCUAGAAGAGUUUGACAAAUUGUCUUUCAAUAUGAUUUUAAUGAGCCCUCCCUGUCAACCAUUCACCAGAAUUGGCCUGCAAGGUGAUGUGACUGAUCCAAGGACAAAUAGCCUCUUAUAUGUUCUAGAUAUUCUCCCAAGAUUACAAAAAUUACCGAAAUAUAUUCUUUUAGAAAAUGUUAAAGGCUUUGAAGUAUCUUCUACAAGAGACCUGUUAAUACAAACAUUAGAAAAUUGCGGUUUUCAGUACCAAGAAUUUCUAUUAUCUCCAACCUCUCUUGGCAUUCCAAAUUCAAGGCUCCGGUAUUUCCUUAUUGCAAAGCUUCAGUCAGAACCAUUACCUUUUCAAGUCCCUGGUCAGGUACUGAUGGAGUUUCCCAAAAUUGAAUCUGAAUAUCCAGGAAGAAAUACAGUAGAUACAGAAAAUAAAAUUGAAAGAAAGAAAAUUGAACCUAGUAUUUGCUUUGAUAAGAGCAGACAACGUUCUGGAAAAGAGGCCAUUCUUUUUAAGCUUGAAACUGUAGAAGAAAUUGACCGGAAACAUCACCAGGACAGUGAUCUCUCUGUGCAGAUGCUAAAAGAUUUUCUUGAAGAUGAUGUUGACGUGAAUCAGUAUUUUUUACCGCCAAAGUCAUUGCUGCGAUACGCUCUUUUGUUAGACAUUGUUAAGCCCACUUGCAGAAGGUCCACAUGCUUUACCAAAGGUUAUGGAAGCUACAUAGAAGGGACAGGAUCUGUGUUACAGACGACAGAGGAUGUGCAGAUUGAGGAGAUCUACAAAUCCCUUACCAAUUUGUCACAAGAAGAAAAGAUAACAAAAUUGUUAAUGCUUAAACUUCGAUAUUUCACUCCUAAAGAAAUAGCAAGUCUCCUUGGAUUUCCUUCAGAUUUCGGAUUUCCUGAGAAGAUAACUGUGAAACAGCGUUAUCGUCUACUUGGAAAUAGUCUCAAUGUGCAUAUAGUAGCUAAACUAAUCAAAAUCCUAUAUGAAUAAUUUAAAAAUGACUCUGAAAGAUGGUCACAUUAUUUCUUCAUAUCCAGAUGGUAAUUCUGAAAUUCUAUUUUGAAUUGAUUUUGAUGAAAUUCAACUCAACUACCUUUAUCUCUUUAAAAAGAAAUUUGGAUUUAUCAUAAAAAUGCCAGUUUUUUUCCUAAAUUUGU
Molecule: messenger RNA, 1361 nt
Organism: Neomonachus schauinslandi (Hawaiian monk seal)
Lineage: Eukaryota; Metazoa; Chordata; Mammalia; Carnivora; Phocidae
Gene: TRDMT1
Product: tRNA aspartic acid methyltransferase 1
Exons: 11
Coding region: 19-1194 (391 amino acids)
Molecular function (GO): methyltransferase activity
Source: RefSeq, a predicted model, not a curated record